AUCAGUGAGGUGUCAGUAUUUGCUCAACGUGACAGGUUUUUUUGGGUGUGGAUUGCACGGGUUUGUCCCGGGAAAAGUGUGUGCCUCUAACCCCUGUAAAUGUGGUGCUAAGGAGUGGUGAGAUAUCGCGUUGUGGGCAAAUUAAAGCUGACAUUUUCACUGCCUAGAACGAGUAAGCACAGCUAUUACCAAGAUGCCGAAGUCGAUGAACGUGAGGGUGACGACGAUAGACGCGGAGCUGGAAUUCGCGAUCCAGCAAACGACAACGGGGAGACAACUUUUCGAUCAAGUUGUUAAAACGAUCGGUCUAAGGGAGGUUUGGUUCUUCGGACUUCAGUACACAGAUAGCAAAGGAGAUUUGACGUGGAUCAAACUCUACAAAAAGGUGAUGAACCAAGAUGUGAAGAAAGAGAAUCCCUUGCAAUUCAAGUUCCGUGCCAAAUUCUAUCCGGAAGAUGUUGCUGAGGAACUUAUUCAGGACAUCACGCUUCGUCUAUUUUAUCUUCAGGUGAAAAAUUCCAUCUUAACCGAUGAUAUAUACUGUCCGCCGGAAACAUCCGUGCUAUUGGCUUCUUAUGCCGUUCAAGCUCGCCAUGGAGAUUUUCUAAAAAGCUCUCAUAGUACUGGCUUUUUAGCCAACGACCGUUUAUUACCACAACGUGUCAUGGAUCAGCAUAAAAUGAGCAAAGAUGAAUGGGAAGGUUCCGUUACAACAUGGUGGCAGGAACACCGAGGAAUGCUUCGCGAAGAUGCGAUGAUGGAAUAUUUAAAAAUUGCUCAGGAUUUGGAAAUGUAUGGCGUGAACUACUUCGAAAUUCGCAACAAGAAAGGUACCGAACUUUGGCUCGGUGUUGAUGCUCUUGGCCUGAAUAUUUACGAGAAGGAUGACAAACUCACACCAAAAAUUGGUUUCCCAUGGUCAGAGAUUCGUAAUAUCUCCUUCAAUGAUAGAAAGUUUAUCAUUAAACCAAUCGACAAGAAAGCACCAGAUUUUGUCUUCUUCGCACCAAGAGUUAGGAUCAACAAGAGAAUUUUGGCUCUUUGCAUGGGCAACCAUGAAUUAUACAUGCGAAGACGUAAGCCUGAUACCAUCGAUGUCCAACAGAUGAAGGCUCAAGCUCGUGAUGAGAAAAUUGCUAAGCAGCAACAAAGAGAAAAGCUUCAGUUGGAAAUUGCUGCAAGAGAACGUGCUGAAAAGAAGCAGCAAGAGUAUGAGGAGAGGCUCAGAAGUAUGGCUGAAGAGAUGGAGAGACGGCAGGCCGAACUUUCGGAAGCGCAGGAAAUGAUUCGACGUUUAGAGGAACAGCUAAAACAACUUCAAGCUGCUAAAGAAGAGCUCGAAGAUCGUCAGAAGGAAUUGACAGUGAUGAUGGAAAAGCUAGAACGCUCCCAAGAAAUGGAGGCUGCAGAGCGCAUGAAGCUGGAACAGGAGAUUAGAGCAAAGCAAGAAGAAGUUCAACGUAUUCAAUCUGAAGUUGACGUUAAAGAUGCAGAAGCUCGAAGACUUCAAGAAGAAGUAGAGGCAGCCAGAAUUAGGCAAGAGGAGGCAUUCCAAUCAAGUACAACUCCCCAACAUCAUCAUGUUGAAGAGAAUGAAGAAGAGGGCGAGGAAGAGGGAGAAGAUGAAAGCCCACAGGGCGAUGUUACUAAGGACCUUGCUACUGACGAGUCGAUCAUUGAUCCAGUUGAAGAGCGACGUACUCUCGCAGAAAGGAACGAACGGCUGCACGACCAGUUGAAGGCUCUAAAACAGGACUUGGCCCAAUCUCGCGACGAAACAAAGGAAACGGCGAUGGACAAAAUCCAUAGAGAAAACGUACGCCAAGGUCGUGAUAAAUACAAGACGCUUCGUGAGAUUCGUAAAGGCAAUACUAAACGUCGUGUUGAUCAAUUCGAAAACAUGUAAAUUAAACCCAAUCCGUUCUUAAUUACACCCUACUACCUAACCUUAUUAUAAACUUCCAUCCUUAGGAUUUAUAUACUUUAAUUCAUUUACACGGAACAAAAUUUUGGAUUUUAGUAUACAAUAUAAGUUUAAUCGGGUCUAAAAAGCUUACAAAAGUGCCUGUAAAUCCGUUCUAUUGGCCAUUUUGCAUAAGUGAUCAGUUUGUGGUGUAUAGUGUAUAGUGUAUAGUCGCAGUUUUAAACGUAUUACUUAACGGCAUAUUAGGUAAUAAUUUCAUUCGCGUUUACUCAUAAUUCACUUGUUAUUGAAUUCCACUUCUUUAUACCAACUCUUAUAGCUCGAGUUACGUAAUAUUUUUGUUUUAUCUAUUCAUUCAUUCACCGAAGCUUCCUGAUCAACAAUAUUCGCAGUAUGUAUAUAAAAUUGUGUUUUAAAAAACAGGCAUGUCUACCAAUUUUCAUCGUACUUAUUUUUCAAACUCUCACUCUUCCAAAAUGGCCAUGCUUUACAUAUUCACUAAUAAUUUUUUUCCGAAUCUAUGGGUGGCUCAUGUCUAAUCUAUAUGCGAGACCGGUACGUGAAAUAAAUUUCUAUGAAACUGUACAUUUUUAUCGAUUGUCCAUUUUUCAACAAGAAGUGCAGAUUCAUUUUUUCAGAAUUGGAUAGUCAACGAAAUAAGCCUAUAUUUCUUUGCAGUUUCCACUGACGCUGAAAUAUGUCGUUAAGCCUUAUCAACCUCCAUAUGUGUGGCAUUAGUUUCUGUAUCUCAUGUGUGACACUUGACGCCCCACUUACUGUCCAUAUGUCAUACGUUCUGUUUGGAACAAGAUAGCUUGCACCCGUAUUUUCGAUGUUCGUGUUACAAUAUUCGUACUCGUUGAAAUACAUUGGCAUUGGUUGUAGUCCAUUUAGGACAGUUGUUAUGUGUAUACGUUUGGAAAGAAGAAUGAACUGCGGCGCUGAUUUUUGGAUAUGCUGUGGGGGUAGGGGGCUUAAAAAAGCUUAACUUCAAAUUGUCGACCAAGGUUUCCUAUGUGCAUUCGCCGCCGUUUUGAAAAGGGUGUAAAUUUUGUUGUUUUGUGAUAACUCGGUUCUCCGUCAUAAAACAGAAAUUAUGAUUAGAUACUUUUUUGUUGGUUUUUUGACAUUCUCCAAUUUAGGUCAUAUGACUUUUUCACCUACAAUCCAUCGUUAUAGAGAUAUCGAACGAAAAACUGAAAAAUUAAUAACUUAAAAUUGAUGAAGUUGCAAGAAACCUUUGAUUGAAGACAUUUAUAGGGUAAGAAGAAAGCAUUUCACACUCUUUUAGCGGCAAGCUUAGAAAGAAGAUGCGAGGAACAUGAACGUAUGUUACUAUUGCUGUCGGUCAACAUGCAACAACAUCUGUAACAUCGACAUGAUAAGGAUGAUGAUAUGGAUGAGUCUAGUAUCGGCGAAUCAUGAUUCGCUAGAAAUUGAUCAGGACUCGGAAGAACAAGAAUGCGAACCCGAACUAUCGAAGUAAAGAAAAAUCUAAACAUCCAAAACACCCAUUUUUCUUAAAAUUACGCGUCAUGCGAACACAUAUCUUGAAAACAAAUUUUAUACGUGUUAUUGAUCAUUCUAAUGUUGUAGUCAUUUAUAUCGUACAUAUCUAUGAUUGUACUUUAACAAUUUUGUCUUAAACCUUAAAUAUACUACAAGAUUGAUGAUAAACAUUUUUUCGAUAAGUAUCACGAGAAUGGAGAAAAAAAAAAAUCAAUUCUAACUUCUUAGAAGUCAUAUGACCUAAAUUGUAGUGUCAAAAAACCAAAAAAAAAUAUCUAAUCCUAAUUUCCGUAUUAUGACGGAGAACCGAUUUAUUGCGAAACAACAAAAUUCACACCCUUUUCAAAACGGCGGCGAAUGAACAUAGGAAAUCUUGGUCGAUAAUUUGAUGUUAAGCUUUUUUAAGCCCCCCCACAGCAUAUCCAAAAAUAAGCUUUCUCGGUUCAUUUUCCUUUCUAAGCCUUUUUUUUCGUAUGUAAUGACUGUACUAAUUUCCGAAACGUACAUUUUAUAUAUUUUAUAUAAAGAUCAUCCACUAAUUACUUGCAGUGCGAGCGGGUGCAUAGAUGUGCUAUUAUAUUUUUUUCACCAAAGUGCAAUUAUUUCAGAAUAAUUAAUAUCAACGAUGAUUUUCGCUAAAGUCCCAAACAUUAUGUAAUGUCUGAAGUUCUAUAAACAUUAGAACGAACAUUAUUUGUUUGAAUAAAGAAAAGUUUCAUAUUUAUUGAGAAAGAAUACAAUCACCCUGCUCCAUGACAUACAUCAAACAUGAUAUUCGAAAAAAGUAUUUCCACAGAUGCAUUGAGCACAUCAAUGUAUGUCAUUGAGUAGCAUGUCAAACUAUUUGUAGACUAUCCUUCAUACGUAAUUAAUUCAUAAUUUUCUUCGAACAAAGCAGCGUUAUUCGAGAUUAUUUUUAAUAUUGUGCUAACUCAGAAAUGAGAUUAUAUUUCUUUGUGCUCAAUGAUGGCUCUGCAUUGUUUCUCAUCGUAUUGCGAAUCGGAAUGGUGCUAUAUGGUCUUAUUUACGUUCUUUAAUUAAUAAAAUCGAAAGAUUGCUGUGGCCCAUAGAGCUUUUUCAGGUCUACUUGAAGGUAAUAAUGCAUUAUCUUGAAACUGAAUGAAAAUAUUCAAAUCAAAAAUACCUAAUCAAAAUUCACAGAUAUAAUAUUGAGAAUUGUGUUUGGAGACAACCAAUGACAUUGUAUGGUAAUUAUAUUAAGUGAUAUCGGAUAUCAAAAAAUUUCGCAUUAACAUUAAAACCUUCUGCGAACUACUUGUAAGUCAUUUCAGAUUAGUACGAACAGAGUACAAUUACUAUUGAGUAAUUUUUUAUUGAACACUCGUGGCCUUUACUGAUAUACAAAAAUUGAAUAAUACUGCAUGCCAACUUUAAUAUCUCGUGUGACUUUUCUGCUAUGCUAUACAUCCAGAUAAAACUCGUGCACAAAAUAGUGUGCCUGAUUUGUAUUUUUUGAGCGCAUUGCAAAUUUCGCACGGUAUGUGUAAGUAUGAGCUUUCGACUUUUUUGAAAAAAAAACUGUGGCGCAAUUUGGCAUGCCAGAUAAUUGUUAAGCGAGUUUUUUUAGAGAGAGGAGGGAAAACACCAACUUGUAAGAUUUGCAACUUGAAUUAUUCUCUGAAAACUGGCGAUGCCUGUCCAUAUAAACAUUGGACUGGAUAUUCUUAAUGUAAGACACUAAGAAUCUGAUGAACAUUCGCUAUGUAAUAUUAUCGCUAACGCCCUCACUACCGCUAUUACUAUUAUUAGUAUCAUCAUUACUAUACCACACAAUAACAAUAACCAGCACCGACACCACCACUAUCGCUACAAACAAUAAGGAAUAAUUAAAUAAUUAUAGAUAUUUUUGGAUUAUAUUUAUUAGUAAUACUUACAAUUUAGUAUUGUUAUUAUCAUUAUUAUUAUCAUUAUUACUAUUAUUAUUAUUAUUAUUGACAUUAUUAGUAUUAGUAUUAUGAGAUCAUGUUAGAAUUCUACUGAAGCAAAGCAUUUUAUAGUUGUCUAUUUCUAUUUGUAAUGAGAAGCGAGAUAUGGUAUAUCAGAUAAUUUAUGCAACAUUAUGUGUAAAAAGAAACGAAGCAAAUUAUUAUUAUUAUUAUCUUUAAUGUUAUUAAUAUUAUUAUUAUAUUACUACUACUAUUAUUAUCUAUCAUUUUCAUCAUACACAAUUGCUUCAAUUUCCAUCUAUGGUGUAAAAUUUGGUAGCAACAUCGAUGAGACAUUCCGAAGAAUUGACGCGAGAUCGUCUAUCACUAAAUUAAUAAAUGACAUUGGAGUGACAUGUUCUACUCUUAGUGAAAGCUAUUUUUGUCAUUAAAUAUUGCCGAGAAAAUUCAUUCAAAAUUUACAAGGGGAACUUACCGGCGAUGCUAUUGCCGUCAGUUCCUCCACUGAUGCGUGUUGAUGUCUUCUAGUAAAAACGCAGUUGAAGUUAAACAUUUUCAUUUAGAUAUACUCAAAAACAACUUUCCAGUGAAAAUGAUUUUUUUAUCAUAAAAUUUGUUUUUCAAUAACUUUUUAUGGUAACUGGACAAAUGGAAAAUCUACAAAACAAUUAAAAUUGUUGAAUCACUCAAUCAAAAAUGUACUACGCCGAAUCUAAAAAUAUUUUGAUACCUCUAUGAGCUUAUAACAAACUAAAUUCCUCAUUUCUACGAAAGAUUCGAAUUCUUUUUUCUGAAAUAUUUAAUGUGUUCCAUUUAGCCUAUUUCGGGAGAAAGGUAGAAGUUGAAAAAACUCCUUUACCUUUUUUAUAUUGUUAUUAACAUUUAAACCACAGCCAAUUGAUGAAACAACCGUUAGUGAUGAUCCACCUAUCACUGCAACAAUCCAUACGGCUAAGUUGAAAUAUCAAUACAAAUAUUUGGAUAUUCAGUCAUUAUUAUUUCUUAAUGAAUUACGUUCAUCCUUGUUGUAAUAAAUAUACAUAUGCAUAUUGCAAGGCACUAGGAUAACUUGAAAUCAUUUAUUCUUUAUAACUGAAAAUCGAUCAUAAAUAGCAUAGUGCAACAUGCGUGCAUUUUGCAGACGUCCACUAUCGCAGUUAUUUUGUAUAGAAAAAAAAAAAAUUAUUAAUAACUAAACGGUUCAUUUGCUAAUUUUUCUGUACUAGAAGGUUUCCAGCAGUAUUAUAAUAUGAAAACGAGAAAUUUGGUGUAAAUCAUUGAUAUACUUUCUAUUGAAAAGUACAAUGUUAACUUUGUUGGUGCAAGGAUAUAUGGAAACUAUUGUACUUGCUACGAAAACUAGAGAUUGUUUAAUUAAAAAUCGUAUCUUAUAAAAAAAGAA
Messenger RNA from Athalia rosae (coleseed sawfly), 6742 nucleotides. RefSeq names its product moesin/ezrin/radixin homolog 1 (gene Moe). The record is from RefSeq and is a predicted model, not a curated record. The transcript is spliced from 10 exons. Gene Ontology annotation, cellular component: microvillus; apical part of cell; adherens junction. Gene Ontology annotation, biological process: regulation of cell shape; positive regulation of protein localization to early endosome; regulation of organelle assembly. Bases 194 to 1906 code for a protein of 570 amino acids. Gene Ontology annotation, molecular function: cell adhesion molecule binding; actin binding. Lineage: Eukaryota; Metazoa; Arthropoda; Insecta; Hymenoptera; Athaliidae.